AUGAAGCCGAUCGUCAGCGCGGUGCAAGCGUGGUCUUGCUUCGUUAUCUCCCUCUUCGCGAUCGUCAUCCUCUCCGUGCUGGGUCUCCUCUUUAAGAACAACCACCCCGAGCUGGUAGGCGGCGACGACGAUCCGGAGAAUGGGCCCGAGGUUGCGGCGACUGUUUUCACCGCUGUGAUUAUCUACACUGGCUUCCUCGUCUUCUGCGGCAUCCAGGGCCUGCUCCAUCUGCGCGAGAACCGGAGAGGCGCCAUCGCACUAUAG
Messenger RNA from Thermochaetoides thermophila DSM 1495, 264 nucleotides. RefSeq lists its product as uncharacterized. Lineage: Eukaryota; Fungi; Ascomycota; Sordariomycetes; Sordariales; Chaetomiaceae. The coding region runs from base 1 to 264 and encodes 87 amino acids. The transcript has 3 exons. The record is from RefSeq and is a predicted model, not a curated record.